Trachemys scripta elegans is the source of this 1291-nucleotide messenger RNA. RefSeq names its product ras-related protein Rab-39B-like. NCBI's taxonomy places the organism in Eukaryota, Metazoa, Chordata, Testudines, Emydidae. The coding region runs from base 234 to 881 and encodes 215 amino acids. The transcript has 2 exons. Gene Ontology annotation, molecular function: GTPase activity; GTP binding. The record is from RefSeq and is a predicted model, not a curated record.
AAUGUAGGAGCAAUACAUUCUCUCUGCCUUCCCCUGCUAUAAACACCACGCACUCAGCGGGAGGGGUGGCAGCUGCCUGCCUGGACAUGAGCUAGAGCGGCUCUCAGCUGGAACCAUCUCGCUCCACUUCCAGCAAGUCCCAACCGGCAGUGCCGUGUGAGUUCCCUCUCCAGCCCGCAGACGCUCGGCUCCAGGUGGCUCACGGGCUGCCUUGUCCCGCUGGGAUCCUCCGGAUGGAUUCGCUCUGGCACUACCAGUUCCGCAUUAUCAUGCUGGGGGACUCGACGGUGGGGAAGUCGUCCCUGCUGAAGCGAUACACCGAGGGCGCCUUCCUCGACUCCAUCAACCAGACGGUGGGGGUGGAUUUCUACGUCCAGUUUGUGGAGCUGGAGCCCGGGCUCCGGAUCAAGCUGCAGUUCUGGGACACGGCUGGACAGGAGCGAUUCAGGUCAGUGACUCGCUCUUACUACCGCAACUCCGCUGGGGCAGUGCUGAUGUUUGACCUGACCAACCAAGCAUCCUUUGAGAGCAUCAAGGAGUGGCAUCGGGAGGUGACAGACACAGUGAAACCUUUUCACAUGGUCUUUGUGCUGGUUGGGCACAAGAGUGACCUGGUGCCGCAGCGCCAGGUUGAGCGAAAGGAGGCCGAGAAGCUGGCUUCUUCACUGGGGGCAAAGUACAUAGAGACAUCCGCUAAAAGCAACAGCAACGUGGAUGAUGCCUUCCAGCUGCUGACCGUGGAGAUCUAUGAAGCUGUGAAGGCUGGGAUGCUGAGCCCAAACAAGGAUUGGGAUGGGGUGAAAAGCAGACUGCCACCCACAGAGGAGCCCAAAGUACAGAACCUGGAAAAACAAGAGAAGCAGAAGAAGUGCUCGUGCUAGCCAGACAUUGUAGACUAAGAAGCCAGAGUGAGCUAUCAUCACCCACCUUCCCGUAUAAGACUUGGCUGCCGGGCAACUCUAUAUGCAAGGACAGUCACAGUAGCCUCUUCUAACAGGCUAGUAGUUCCCGUUAACCUCUCCCAGCGAAGGCAACAAACAGACUUGGAACAGGUAAUGUUUCCAUCCACUCAUGUUCAAAGGCUGCAGGAUUACACAGCCCCCUUUGUGCUUGGAGGAGAUUCCAAAUAGGAAUCCAAUGGCCUCGGCACUGGAAAAGACUGGAAUUUACACUUGAAUGCAAAGUUAAAUACAUUUUAUUCAUAUUUCUGGUUGCCUUUAGCAUUAACGAUUAGAACAAUAAACAUGCCAAUGAAAAUGGCAAGUGUCCCCCAAGUGACAAACCGCGACUC